Messenger RNA from Osmia bicornis bicornis, 3155 nucleotides. RefSeq lists its product as uncharacterized. NCBI's taxonomy places the organism in Eukaryota, Metazoa, Arthropoda, Insecta, Hymenoptera, Megachilidae. The record is from RefSeq and is a predicted model, not a curated record. The transcript is spliced from 4 exons. The coding region runs from base 572 to 1345 and encodes 257 amino acids.
ACUCUCUUUUCUUUUUUUUUUUAUUUCAAAGUACAGUUUAAUAUAAUAAAGUGAGUAUACUAUGCAAACUUUGUUAAAUAUCAAGAACUAAGGUUACUGAAUUAUGUUGCUUGUACGUCAGAAAAUAAAUUGAUUGACUUACAUCACUUAACUAUCACGCUACUUCCAACGAGAAUUCCAUCGUUCUAUUUCCAUACAAUUUAAUUUAAUUUUCAUACGAUGUUUAGUUUUUUCCAUAGGUCUUCUAUAAAAAUGUACAGUUAUAGAAUUAGGGUUGACAUUGUAGCCACCCUUAGCGUUGAUUAAUUUAUAACAUCCAUUAAUUUCUGAAUUAACAAAAAAUUUUUUUCUAAAUAUUUUUAAAAAAUUUUCAAACUCACUUUUUGUUGAAAACUAAACACUUCCUAAAUGUACACCACGACAAGUUUAACUUUUUCAUGGCAAAAGAAAUGUUGGAUGACCACUAUGAAAAUCAAUAGUUAUGUCAUGGAAAAUCUACAAUUCUCAUGGUGUACAUUUUUCUUCUGUUUUUGAGGCAUUCUGCAUACAUGGAAGUUCAAUUUAACAGGCUAUGACAGGUGCAACGCGUUUCGAUGAAACCCACGGUUCGACGAAUCGUUCUACAACAGCACAGGAAAUAAUUAGGGAUUUACAGCCGAUCGCACUACGUACUGCAUCAAGUUCAGACGAAGGAAAAUCUGGCAUAAAAGAUAAAGAAGAAUCUCCAGAAUUAUUACAACGAAGGUCGAGGACCGAAACUGUUAGGCAAGAUGCUAGAAAGCUGAAGAGUGCCACCCUAAACAGAAUGGGGAGAAUGUUUAAACAACGAUCACAGACACCUGUUGCCGAUAAAUCAUCUCUAAACGCGGAAGGAAAGAUGGUAAGCCUUCGAUCCAUAAAAACGCAGAAUACAAUGAAAUCAACGGAGAACUGCGAGGACGAGGCUUCGAAAAAAGAGAAGAGUAACUCUUUGGGCAGAAUGUUCAAGCUGGUGGAUAAAGAUGGUUCACCGAAAAAAUUGUUUCAUCCUCGAGCUGGGUCCCUGAGUCGUAUUUUGCGCCGACAUCCCAAUAAUGACAAUAACGACAACGAGAAGAAAGUUACAGAAGAUAACACUCCGGGGAUUUUCUCGAGGAUGCUGAGUCAGUUAAGAGGACGCCCACACAGCGGAAACGCGUUGGCGGAGCCGAAUAUAAAAUCCCGUAACAAAAUGAGCUCGUUACCUCCGAAGGUGCCAUUGAACUCGAGAACGACUAAUUUGUCUUCGUCAACGUCCGUUUCAUCAACUCAAUCACAAACCACAGCGUCACCCCAGAAACUGUCUGCUUUCGAGUAUUCCAUUUAAGAUUUUAUGAAAGUAAUCAACCAUUUUCGCGAUUGGACUACGCUUAUAGAUCUUCUCUAAUGUGAAUUUCUUUCGAUUUUUCAGCAAGAAGAUUUGCAUAGAUGAGUAAUAAUACGAACACGUAAAAAUUGGUUCCCUCUGUCUCGUGGUAACAAGUAUCUCGUCUUGUUAAAAAUCAACUAAUAAAGAUAUUUUUAACUGCAUUAAUAUUUAUUGUAGAAUUGUUUGUAUAGUAAAUGAGAAAAUUAUUAAAAAGAAAAUGUAUCGCGUGAAUUUGAUUUUGCUUUAUCAGGGCAACUUGUCAGUCAUUUAAUAAACUAAUAAAUAAAUGCUACCUUUCAGUUAAUUACAUAUUAUUUGAUAGAAAUGUUUAGAAUUUUUUAAAUUUUCAAAAAUUUUUUUAAACGACCUACAUUAUUUUCGUUGCAAUUCCGACCACUUGCAACUUUUUCAAAAUCUUAUUUUUUUUAGUAAACUGAAAUCUCGAGUAGUUUGGUUCAAUUUUGAAAAAUUAUUCGUAGCGCGUCAUUAAUAAUCACAGAUGGUCAGAUUAAAGGAAUACUAAAAUAUUUGAUAAAAAAGAAAGAAUAAAAGGAGAUAAACAAGACACUUAUAUCGGAAGAGCCAUGUUUAUUACACGUCUUUCUUUUCGCUUUUUUUGUGCGAGACAACCUGUGUCCCUUUAUGUUAAGUACAUUGUUUCAAAUAUUGACUAACAUAUUUUUUCAUUAGCGUUACGACAAAAGUAUAUUGGACGAUUUUACGAAUCUUAGCAACGAUUGUAUAAAUUGAUUCGUGAAAUCAUCCCAAUCGGUUGUCCAUGAAGCUGAUACAAAAUUGUAUAUUUACAAAAAGGAAAUGUAAAGUUAUUUAGUACAUAUACUAUGUAUGAUUUUUCUAGUGCACACAAAUCUCAGCAUGUAUGUGAUCAAUAGAAACGUUGCAUAUAGCAGAACAUGUUUGAUGGAAGUCUGCGAUAUUUAAUUAAUUAAUUCGUACUAUGAUUUAAACGCCAUUGUGUUGGAAAAAUUAGUGCAUUCGAAUUCAUAAUUUGUACUGUGUUGAAACAGAUAUUCCACUUUCCCUUUAUCUUAUUUUCUAUGCAGCGAUGAUUUAAUUAUUCAUACAGAUCUUUUUCCUUCUAAUGAAAUAUAAAUGAAAAUAAUAUAACUUUGUGUAUUAUAUUAUUUUUUAAAUGAAAAUUUGCAUUUACACGUCCAGAUUCAUUUGCAACCGUAAUCAACAUUUCUUGAUUACAUAUUAAAUUUACUCAUAAUUAAAAAAGGAUACUCGUUUCAUUAUUCUCGUACGAAUCAAUUAAGAAAUAUUUUAUUACUUUUAUUUUAACAAAAUUGUGCCAUGAAAGAAAAUACUGUCGUUUGUAUUUAUUUUUAUUUAUAUAUAUCGCAGACACGACAAUCAAGCACACUUUUGCUAAAGCAAAUAUCUAUGAUUUGGGCGCACUGUUUGAAAAAUAUAAAACCAUUCUUGAUAUGGUAUUAUACUAUCUACAAGACCGCAUUUGUUUCUUACAAUUAAUCGAUUAAUUAAUUUAUCGUACAACCGCCUCCUGUAUGUUCGUAUCGGCUAUCCGUGUGUUUCAGUUAAUCGACUGAAAGUAAUUAGCACGAAUCGAUAUACAUAUAUCAUUCUUGGAAAUCAAUCGUUCCUGUAUAACGGAGAAAUAUUUUUCAAACAACAGUCCAUUAAAUGUCGCGCGUGUUUGCUUACUAGUUUAUCACAGAAUAACGUAUCGUUAUUGUAAUAAUAAGAAAAAGGGAAAAAAACAUUAUCAUUGCAUUCAAUUUUA